Molecule: messenger RNA, 945 nt
Organism: Acomys russatus (golden spiny mouse)
Lineage: Eukaryota; Metazoa; Chordata; Mammalia; Rodentia; Muridae
Product: olfactory receptor 52B4-like
Exons: 1
Coding region: 1-945 (314 amino acids)
Biological process (GO): G protein-coupled receptor signaling pathway
Cellular component (GO): membrane
Molecular function (GO): olfactory receptor activity; G protein-coupled receptor activity
Source: RefSeq, a predicted model, not a curated record
AUGACUACCUUAAACCACACGGUUGUAAGUCACACAGUCUUCCACCUGCUGGGCAUCCCUGGCCUAGAAGACCUGCACACGUGGUUUUCCAUCCCCUUCUUCAUCUCCUAUGUCACUGCCCUGCUUGGGAACAGCCUGCUCAUCUUCAUUAUCCUCACAAGGCCUAGUCUCCAUGGACCCAUGUUCCUCUUCCUCUGCAUGCUGGCAGGAGCAGACAUUGUCCUCUCCACAUCCACAGUUCCCCAGGCCUUGGCCAUCUUCUGGUUCCACGCUGGGGAGAUCUCCCUGGAUCGCUGCAUCACUCAGCUCUUCUUCAUCCAUUCCACCUUCAUCUCUGAGUCAGGGAUCUUGCUGGUGAUGGCAUUUGACCGUUACAUUGCCAUUUGCUACCCCCUGAGGUACACCACUAUUCUCACAAACUCCCUGAUAGGGAAAAUUGGAGUGGCCAUCUUCCUGAGAAGCUAUGGCACAAUUUUUCCUAUAAUAUUUCUUCUGAAAAGGUUGACUUUCUGCAAAAACAAUAUUAUUCCACAUACCUAUUGUGAACAUAUAGGCUUGGCUAAAUAUGCAUGUAACAGCAUCCGAAUAAACAUUUGGUAUGGGUUUUCAGUCCUAAUAUCUACAGUGGUCUUAGAUGUUAUGUUAAUUUUUGUUUCCUACGUGCUGAUCCUCCGUGCCAUCUUCCGCAUGUCUUCCCAGGAUGCUCGCCACAAAGCUCUCAACACAUGUGGCUCCCAUGUCUGCAUCAUUAUCCUCUUCUAUGGGCCUGGGAUCUUCACAACACUUACUCAGAGGUUUGGGCGCCACAUUCCACCUCAUGUCCACAUCCUGCUGGCGAAUGUCUGCAUUCUGGCCCCACCUAUGUUGAACCCCAUCAUUUAUGGAAUCAAGACCAAGCAAAUCCAGGAGCAGGUGGUUCAUGUCCUGUUUACAAGACAUAAGUGA